This is a messenger RNA of Anarrhichthys ocellatus (wolf-eel), 3959 nucleotides long. RefSeq names its product probable E3 ubiquitin-protein ligase HERC1. Bases 1150 to 3912 code for a protein of 920 amino acids. The transcript is spliced from 13 exons. Lineage: Eukaryota; Metazoa; Chordata; Actinopteri; Perciformes; Anarhichadidae. The record is from RefSeq and is a predicted model, not a curated record.
UGUGUGUGUGUGUGUGUGUGUGUGUGUGUCUUAAAAUUACAGAUAGUUUUAGUUUGCGCCUUACACUGCUGCUGGUUGUCUGACCCGGAGAGUCCAUUGCUAUAUCAAUGCUCGCUGUUAUUUUUGUCCGAGAGUGGAAACCAUAUAGCCCCACAGGCCUCGGGCAAGGCAAGGGAGAUGACUGUGGACUAUGGUGGCAUGCUCGCAUGUUUAGCAGCAACUAACAUUCUCUCACUCACACCGGGUCAUAUUUUUGUAAGUGUUAAUCAUAGAAAGAGUCUCAGAACAUUACCCACGAGUGUGGGGACUUCUGCUUUACAACUCAACAGCGUAUUUUGCCAGUUAGUUUAGCCUCAAAAUGACUUGUCAGAAAUGACAAGUCAUUUCUUUUGGGGUCAUUAUAGCACAUGAUAUAAACACAAAUCUGUAUUUUUGUUCCAGGAAAGCUGUUAAUGUAAAUAUGUAAAAUUUUCUCUCAAGAGCAACAGCAGACCUGCUCUUUAUUUGUUUAGAAAGCAGACAAACAUGCAGACAGACAGGGAGUUAGGUUUUCUUUGCAUGGGAUUGUAUUUCAGAGCACCAGUUCACCAUCUUGGAGGCAAUAACUAUGAAAACCACAUUGAGAGUAUGAAUGAAUUUCUAAAGGGGGAACAGAUUAUCAUCACUCAUGUGCUUAAUUUAAUUCUUUUGACAGGUUAUAUUGUGAAAUCAAUACCUUCAAAUGUUAAUAAAACCCAAAACAUCCCUUUUGUAUUGUGUAGCAUAUCAGCUUGUGAGACACAAGUCUCGUCGUUAGCGUGGGUGUGUUGGUUAGCUGUUAUCAAAGGGUGAGCUGACCUAUUUCAGUGAUACCCACUGGGCCUAUGCCACUAGCCUGGAUGCACUGUAUGCUGGAAGAGUUCCAACACGAAGGAGAAACUUGACACAUUUACUCUGAAUUUACUUGGCAGGAAAAUGCAUUAGAUCAUUGGCUUGCAGCUGCAAAUUUACGACCGAGAUUAAAGAAAAAGCCAUUUCAUUAUGUUAAUCAAGUGUGUGGGACGACCCGUGCGAAUUUUCUAAAUCUGUCAAUUGACAGCCCUCAUUAGCUCGUAUUUCCCUCUCUGUUUUUUUUUCAGGUGUACAUCAGAGUCCAGAUAAUGCUCAGACAUGGUGCCUUGUCAGACCCAUGUGUUGCUGAAGUGGCAGGAGCACUUCAAUAGCUCCUGGGCAGCAGAAGACAGUGUGCAGACAGCCAGGAGGCACGGAGCCGCUGUGCUCUACAAUAAGCUCCUUCUCAACAAGGAAGUGGUGACUCUGGCACAACCUGUGCAAGAACUCGUCGGCCCACGCCUGCCAGACUUCGAGUGCGAGUCCAGUGCCUCGGCGGAGAAGGAAGAGUACCUUUCAUCCCUGCUUCACAGCCAGCGAUGGCUGGCUCACCGGAUGCUGACGCAGACCUCCUACACCUUGGGCCUCCACCACAGGCUGGUAGUCCUCCAGAGGGUCUACUACGCACUUCACCGAAAAUACCAUGACAAAUUCCGCGUGCAGCUGCCCUCCCAGUCCACAGACGGUGGCACCGGAUGUGGGCAACUUGAGCUGGCCUCACAGCCCUGCCGGCCAGGGGGAGCAUCCAAAGUCAAGUCGGGUACGGAUGUUCUGAUCGAGAUGGGCGUGCGGACGGGUUUGAGUCUGCUCUUCUCGUUGCUGCAGCAGAACUGGAGGUACGCGGCCUCCGUGCAUCCGGAGUCGGUUCUCUGCAACGACGUGCUCGCCACGGCGUCCUCUGUGCUGACGUCUCUGCCGCCGCUCUCUCUGGCCAACGAGAAUAAGAUCCCGUCAGUUGGGCUCGACUGCCUGUCACAGGUGUCCGACUUCCUGAAGAAGACGUCUGUGAGCAGCGGGACCGGUGGGGCGGACCCGACCGGCCGGAGGCUAGCGCUGGAGCUGCUGCUCGGCCUGGCCAUGCAAAGAGGCUCUCUAAAGUUUCUGCUGGAGUGGGUGGAGGUAGCCCUGGCUGCUUCUAUGUCCUCAUCCUCCUCUACACUGUCUUCCUCCUCCUCCUCCUCCUCACUGAGCUCCCAUAACUCAGCUGGCGUGGGCUUUGAUGUCAUCCAUCAAACGCUUCUCCAAAUGAAGCAAUAUUCGGGUUUCCGAGGGGAUUCAGUCAAUUCUCAGGUGCUGAAAAAGGAUGCAGACGGACUUUGUCGACUCUCCCAGGCAGCUCUCUGCCUGUUUGAGGAGAUUUGUAACCUAGCCUCCUACUGCCUGUGCUCCUGCGGCACUAAUGCAGCUGCUCCUGGUUCAGAGAGUGACACGGUCAUGGUGUAUGUGUGGGGCAGCAACAGCAGCCAUCAGCUGGCAGAGGGGACUCUGGAGAAAAUCCUGCUGCCAAAGCUGACUCAGGGCUUUAGUGAUGCCCAAAUGAUCGAGGCAGGCCAGUACUGUACAUUUUCAGUAUCUGCAGACGGUUCAGUUAAAGCAUGUGGAAAAGGCAGCUAUGGCCGCCUGGGCCUGGGGGACUCCAACAACCAGUCCAUGCCCAAGAAACUUGUGCUGGAGCCACACAGGAACAUGAAGAAGGUGUCCUCCUCCAAGGGCUCUGAUGGUCACACUUUGGCCAUCACUGUAGAGGGAGAGGUGUUCAGCUGGGGUGAUGGAGAGUAUGGGAAACUGGGCCAUGGCAACAGUGCGACACAGAAAUACCCCAAAAUCAUACAAGGACCGCUGUUUGGCAAGGUUGUUGUUUGCGUGUCUGCUGGCUACAGACACAGUGCCGCUGUGACUAAUGAUGGAGAGCUUUAUACCUGGGGAGAAGGCGACUUUGGAAGACUCGGUCACAGUGACAGUCAGAGUCGGAACGUGCCCACGCUGGUGAAGGACAUCAGCGGUGUGGGGCAGGUGGCCUGUGGCAGCUCCCACACCGUUGCUGUGGCGCAGGAUGGACGCACUGUGUGGUCCUUUGGGGGAGGGGACAAUGGUAAACUGGGUCACGGAGACACCAAUCGUGUGUAUCGGCCCAAAGUCAUAGAGGCCCUGCAUGGAUUCAUCAUCAGGAAAGUGUGUGCUGGCAGCCAGUCAUCUCUGGCCCUUACCUCUGCAGGACAGGUGUUUGCAUGGGGCUGUGGCUCCUGUUUAGGAUGUGGCUCCUCUGAGACAACCUCUCUGAGACCCAGGUUCAUAGAAGACCUGAGUAUCACCAAGAUCAUUGAUAUCUCAUGUGGGGACAGCCACUGUCUGGCUCUGACGCAUGAGAAUGAGGUGUAUGCCUGGGGGAACAACACGAUGGGCCAAUGUGGACAAGGCCACACUUCGACACCAAUUACCAAACCCAAGAAAGUGCUCGGUCUAGAGGGGGUGUCGAUCCAGCAAAUCACUGCUGGCACUUCUCACAGCCUGGCUUGGACCGCAGAUCCAACUGACAGGCAACUGGUGGCGUGGCACAGGCCCUUUUGUGUAGACUUGGAAGAGAGUACGUUCACCUACCUACGCAACUUCCUAGAGAGUUACUGUGACGGCAUCGGGAAUGACACGCCCCCUGCCCCCUUCAUAUCUAAAAGGGACCACCAUCAGUUUCUUUUGCUGUGCAUGAAGCUGCUGUCCAUCCACUUAUCCUUGGCCCAUGCUGGCGGCACUGGGGCCAUGGUUUUGGGGGCUCAGGGCAGGCCCCUCAGAAACCUGCUCUUCCGGCUCAUAGAUACCAAUAUGCCAGACUCCAUACAACAGGCAGUUCUGAACACGCUGUCCAUUGGUGCAUCCCUGCUGCUUCCUCCACUGAGGGAAAGAACAGAGCUGCUCCUGUCCCUCCUUCCUCAGGGCCCUCAGAGCUUAAAUGUCCCCUCCAAAGGACAGGUAUGCCAUUUUUGCCUAUUUGUGCCUCAACAAAUCACCAUUCAGGGGGGGGUUUUGUUAACGAAGAUGUUUAUGUAAAUACAUAACACGCAUAAACAACUAGAAAAUUCCGAAAGAAAUUUUGA